Messenger RNA from Pseudopipra pipra, 2359 nucleotides. Its product is annotated as methanethiol oxidase-like. Gene Ontology annotation, molecular function: selenium binding. Lineage: Eukaryota; Metazoa; Chordata; Aves; Passeriformes; Pipridae. Bases 123 to 1349 code for a protein of 408 amino acids. The transcript has 10 exons. The record is from RefSeq and is a predicted model, not a curated record.
AGGAGGUUGCCUACGUGACCUGCACCUACAGAUCCACCUGCAUCGACCAACCUGAUUUCCUGGCCACCGUGGACCUCAACCCCAGGUCUCCCUGCUAUGGCCAGGUGAUCCACCGGCUGCCCAUGCCCAACCUCAAGGACGAGCUGCACUGCUCGGGGUGGAGCUCUGCCUGCGGCUGCUUUGACACUGGCAGCGCCAGGAGGAACAAGCUGGUGCUGCCCUGUCUGAUUUCCUCCCGCAUUUACGUGGUGGAUGUGGGCUCCCAGUGCCGGGCCCCCAAGCUGUGCAAGACGAUCGAGCCGGUGGACGUGUUCUGGAAGUGCAACAAGGGCUACCUGGCCGUGACCCACAGCCUGCCCAACGGGGACGUGCUCAUCGCCAACACGGGAGACCCCGCGGGCAACGGCAAAGGUGGCUUCGUGGUGCUGGACGGGGAGAGCCUGGAGCUGAAGGGCAACUGGGAGAACGAGUGCGAGGCCCCCCCGACGGGCUACGACUUCUGGCUGCAGCCGCGGCACAACGUGCUGGUCAGCUCUGCCGGGGCGGUGCCCCGCCGGGCGGGCCGGGGCUUCAACCCCGACGACCUGAAGAAAGGGGUCUUCGGGCGCCGCCUGAACGUGUGGAACCUGUCGUGCCGCAGCCUCACCCAGUGCUUCGACCUGGGCGAGGACUCGCUGCCCCUGAGCGUGAGGUUCCUGCACAACCCCGACGCCGCCGAGGGCUACGUGGCCUGUGCCCUCAGCGGGGUCACCUACCGCUUCUACAAGUGCGAGAGAGACAACUGGGCCGUGGAGGAGGUGAUUCGCAUCCCGCCCAAGGAGGUGUCGGGCUGGAUCAUGCCCAAGAUGCCAGCCUUCACCGUGGACCUGCUCAUCUCCCCGGACGACAGGUUCCUGUACCUCAGCAACUGGAUCCACGGGGACAUCCGGCAGUACGAGCUCUCCAAGAACUGCAAGCCCCGGCUGGUGGGGCAGGUGUUCGUGGGGGGCAGCAUCCUGCGAGGGGGCCCCGUGACCGUGUGUAGGGACGAGGAGCUCAAGUGCCAACCCGAGCCCCUGGUGAUCAAGUGCAAGCGGAUUUACGGCGGCCCCAGCAAGCUGCAGCUGAGCCUGGACGGGCGCCGGCUCUACGUCACCAACUCCUUCUACAGCACGUGGGACAAGCAGUUCUACCCCACCAUGGUCAGGGAGGGCUCCGUGAUGCUGCAGAUCGACGUGGACACGGAGAAGGGAGGCCUGGCCGUCAACAAGAACUUCCUGGUGGAUUUUGGCAAGGAGCCCAACGGGCCCUGCCUGGCCCACGACAUUCGCUUCCCCGGCGGCGAUGCCACCUCCGAGAUCCUGCCCUAGGAGGGAUCCCGGGCCGGCUCCGCCCUUCCCUCCCCCUGCAGAGCCCCUGCUGGGAAAGGGCGGCGCCUGAGGGGCUUUGGGGUCCCUUUGGGGUCCCAGGUGAUGGGCUUUGGGGUCCCUUUGGGGUCCCGGGUGAGGGGCUUUGGGGUCCCUUUGGGGUCCCUGCUGAGGGGCUUUGGGGUCCCUUUGGGGUCCUGGGUUAGGGGCUUUGGGGUCCCUGCUGAGGGGCUUUGGGGUCCCCGCUCCUCCCUCCACUCCCGAUUCCCCCCCUGAGCUCAGGGAGCUCAAAUUUUCCCCUGGCCUUGUGUGGCCAAACCAGUGCAGACACACGAGCCCAGUUCCCAUUCCCAGUUCCCAUUCCCAGCUGGCCAGGGUGGGACCAGCCCGGGCAGGAUCCAGGAGUGAUCCCGGGGCAGGCUCCAGGCUCCAGGAGUGAUCCUGGGGCAGGAUCCAGGAGUGAUCUUGGGUAGGAUCCAGGAAUGAUCCCGGGGCAGAUUCCAGGCUCCAUCCCGGGGCAGGCUCCAGGCUCCAGGAGUGAUCCCGAGCAGGCUCCAGGCUCCAUCCCAGGCAGGCUCCAGGAGUGAUCCCAGGCAGGCUCCAGGCUCCAUCCCAUGGACAUUCCAGGCUCCAUCCCUGGACAGGCUCCAGGCUCCAUCCCCUCGCUGGCUCCGUGCAGGGGGUGCAGCCCCAGCCCCGGGGCAGGUCCCGGCAGUGCCACACUCCUGUCCCAGCCCUGCCCUGCUGCUCCCACAUCCCCAGGGGCCCCGGGAAGGGGCUCAGCCCCCCGGGAGGCUCCCGAGCUCCUGGGCACAAAGGGCAGUGCCCGGUUCCACCCAGUUCCCCCUCCGGAAGGGCCCUUCCCAAGGGAUUUGCCCUCCUGGCUCCCGGCCCAGCGGCUCCUGUCCCAGCUGGAGGAGCUGCCAGGGCUGGGGUGGGAAGAGGGGCCCGUUUGCUGACACUGGUUUGCUCUUGUCCUGCUUUCCACGCCAAUAAAACCCUUGGUUGCAUCA